AUGCGUCUUUUACCAACGCUCGCCACCGCGCUCCUGUUCGCGGUCAAUGUGACAGGAAGUCCGGCCGUUGGUUCAGGCCCAGCAGAAUCCGCCACCCCUGUCGCGAAUAUUGUGGAGGAGACCACCCCGGCACCCUCCGCCACUCAAGCAAACAAUGUCAACCAAGCCAAUAACGCCGCGGCCGAGAGUACUCCUGCCGCCAACACAGUCGAAGCCGCCAACACGCCUACUACUGCUGCGGCUGCGGCUGCAAACGAUGAAGAGACUACUGCACCUGCAGAGACCGCUGACCCGACUAUGGCUAACCCCGUGGAAUCAGCGGUCGGCGGCAUAAAGACUGCUCUUGGUGAUACUACGAAAGAAUCAACCGAGUCAGCCGCUGCAACCGCCCCCACUGAAACUGCUGCUAAGUCGGCUGCUGAGACGACCUCCGCUGCCGAGACUGAUUCCUCCGCUGCCGAGACUACUUCCUCCGCUGCCUCUGCUACAGGCACCUCGAGCACCAAGUCUACCAGCUCUGAUAGCAGCUCCGAUAGCAAGCCUGAUAUCGCGGGGGAGAUGAAAUCGGCAUUAUCGGGGUUGCUCGGUGGUAGUGGCAGUGGCGGCAUUGGGGACCUUAUCAGUGGCCUUGAAAGUCUGCUGAGUCCCAGCUUCUUGGGUAACUUCGCCGACACCUUUGAAUAUCUCUCUACCGGUCUAGCACCCCCGGUCGACAACCAGAUCCGAACCUUGGUGGGCAAUGCCAACGACCUCCUGACUUCAAGCUUCAUCAAGAAGACUGGCAGUCUCAUUGACAAUGCCAACACCCUCUUGACUGAGGAGAACACCAAGGAGAUUGGCACCCUCCUCAAAGUGGCCAACAAGCUGUUGUCUGGUCAAUUUAUCGACAAGGUGGACAACCUCAUCGACAACGCCAAUAACCUCCUCACCGCCGGCUUCGUUAAGAAGACCAACAACAUCAUUGACAAGGCCAGCCCUCUUAUCGACAAGGCUGGCCCUCUCAUUGAGGAUGCAGGUGGCCUACUUACCGAGAAGAAUGUUCACGCAAUUGAAUCACUCCUGACAAACGCCAACACGCUGCUCACUGCCACAUUUGUCAAGGAGACCGGCAACCUCAUCGGCAAGGCCAGUCCUCUUAUCGACGACGUCAGUGGUCUGCUCACCGAAGGCAAUGUCAAGGCGAUCGAGUCACUCUUGGCUAAUGCCAACAAGCUGCUCACACCCAGCUUCAUCUCCACCACCGGCAAGCUUAUCAAACAGGCUGGUCCCCUUAUCAACCAAGCCAGCGGUCUCCUCACCGAAGGCAAUGUCAAGGAGAUCGAGUCGCUCUUGGGCAAUGCCAACAAGCUGCUCACACCCAGCUUCAUCUCCACUACCGGCAAGCUUAUCAAACAGGCUGGUCCCCUUAUCAACCAAGCCAGCGGUCUCCUCACCGAGGGCAAUGUCAAGGAGAUCGAGACUCUCAUCGGCAAUGCCAAUAGCCUGCUGACUACCAGCUUCGUCAACCAGACCACUAGCUUGAUCGACGAAGCUAGUGAGCUCUUGAGUUCGGAUACGGUUGACAGCCUGAAGUCUCUCCUCGUCCAGCUCGCUCCUAUCAUUCCCGAGCUGAAGGGUCUGCUGAAGCCAGCCACUAUCAAGGCAAUCGAGAACGUGCUUAACAACGCCAACAAGCUGCUCACGGACUCUUUCGUUAAGGACACCAACACCUUGAUCACCGAGGCUGUCGCCCUUCUGACUCCCGACCUAGUCAAGGCUCUGAAAUCGCUCCUCAGCGAUCUCACUCCACUGAUCCCCGAGUUGAAGUCGCUGUUGACCAAGGAGAUGAUCAAUUCGAUCGAGACCCUUCUGAACAACGCCGGAGACCUGCUCACGUCAGACUUCGUCAAGGACACCAAGGGCCUAGUCGGCGAGGCCGGCGACCUCCUCACUCCGGAGGUGGCCAGUGGAUUGAAGUCGAUCCUGAAGGACGUCAUUCCUCUACUGCCCGAGCUCAAGUCCCUACUCAACAAGAGUACCAUCACAGCCAUUGGUUCUCUUUUGUCCAACGCCAACACCUUGUUGACCCCCAAGUUCGUCAACGAGACCAUUGGUCUGGUCGACAGCGCGGACGACCUCUUAACCCCAACAAUCGUCACCGGACUGAAGGAUCUCCUCGGCGACGUGGUCCCCCUGCUCCCCGACCUCAGAAAGUCUCUGCUGAACACAACAAUCAUCACCGACCUGGGAUACAUCGUGACAAACGCUACCACUUUGCUCACGCCCGCCUUCGUCGAGGAUACCACCGACCUCGUCGAGAACGCCGAUGGCCUCCUCACCCCCAAGGUGGUCACCACGCUCCAGGAGAUUCUUGGAUACGUACCCGACUUGUUGCCCGAGGCGAAGAAGUUGCUCAAGCCUUCUGUUAUUUCGGAUGUUGGCGCGCUCUUGGAGAAUGCUCACGACCUCCUCACUCCUAAGUUCGUUAAUGAGACAACGCUACUGAUAGAUGAUGUUACAAGCUUCUUGCCUUUGGUUCAGGAAUUGCUCAAGGCGCUGUGA
Messenger RNA from Penicillium verrucosum, 2541 nucleotides. RefSeq lists its product as uncharacterized. The coding region runs from base 1 to 2541 and encodes 846 amino acids. The record is from RefSeq and is a predicted model, not a curated record. The transcript has a single exon. NCBI's taxonomy places the organism in Eukaryota, Fungi, Ascomycota, Eurotiomycetes, Eurotiales, Aspergillaceae.